AUGAGUUCAGGCCAUCUAGCAGCAAUAAUAGGAGGUAGGCUCUUGCUGCCCGCUGCUGCUGCUGCUGCUGCUGCUGCAUCAGCAGCGCGUCCUAGCUGGAGAAGCAGCGGAGACAGUCUGUACACCUCAGCUUCAGAGGGCUCAGCAGCAGCAGCAGCAGCAGCAGCAGCAGAACAUCAUCGUUUUAGAGGCACGUCUGGCAGCAGCAGCAUCUCAGACAGCUGCAGCAGCAGCAGCAGCAACAGCGACAGCAGCAGCAGCAACAGCAGCAGGUACAGCAGCGACUCCAACAGCAGCGACACAGACUGCAGCGGCGAUCCCCACAGCAGCAGGAGCUGCUGCAGCAAUAGCAGGAAGGCCGUGAUUCUUCAGCAGCAGCAAAAGCAGCAGCAGCAGCAGCAGCAACGUAGACUGUGCGUCCCUCGCCUCGAUCUCCUCAAUCUCCCGCUGCCCACUGCCUACACGGAUCUUCAAGGCCCGCCAACGCCAGCGCUUGAAGAUGAACUGCAGCCUCCGUGCAUGCAGCAGCAGCAACAACAGCAGCCGCAGCAGCAACUGCAGCAGCAGCAGUUGGAGCAGCAGCAUCUACAACAGCCGCAGCAGCAGCAGCCGCAACAACCAAUGCAGCAGCAGCCGGAUGGAGCUGCUUAUAACUUCGAAUGCAGAGAAUUUGAAGCGCCUAAAGUGCAUGCAGCAGCAGCAGAAGCAGCAACAAGUGCAACAGCAGCAGCAGCAGCAGCAAUUGAAGCAGCAUCAGGACCAGCAUCAACACCAGCAGCAAGAGCAGCAGCAGACAAUGAGGUAGCAUGCGUAGCAGCAGAGCAGCCCGACAACCAAGGAACAGCAGCAGCAGCAGCAGCACCAGCAACAGCAGCACCAGCAACGCCAGCAGCAGCAGCAGCAGCAGCAGCAGCAGCAGGUGGCAGUCCUCGCUCUCCUGAAUCUGCAACGCACACUUCGCUUACGGGCGUAGAGAGCGAUAGCAGCAGAAACGAGGCAUCUGCUGCUGCAGCUGCCGCAGCAGCCAGAAGCGGAGCAGCAGCAGCACCUGCUACCUCUCUUGCAGGACCAGCAGCAGGAGCAGCAUCAGGAGCAGCUGCGGCUGCUGCUGCAGCUGCUGCUGGCGCAAGAACUGCUGGACUGCGGGUGUUAUCACCGACAAGGCUCUCGCCAUCUGCUGCUGCUGCUGCUGCUGCUGAGUGCAGCUGCGUGCCCGCCAGGAGCAGCAGAACGUGUCUAACAGCAGCAGCAGCAGGAAAACAGAAGCGGCAGCAGCUAACGGGGUUUGCGUGGAGCCCACAGCUGCAGCAGAAGCUGCUGCUGCUUACAGCACUGGUAACCCCUCGCCAUCGACGUGCUGAGUUGCUGCAGCUGCAGCAGCAGCAACAGCAGCAGCAGCAGCAACAGCAGUAUGGGGGAACUCGCCGCAGCUGGACUGCCGGCAGCAAGUCGCAGCACGAAGUGGCUGCACACCCAAUCAUACCCCACAGCAGCAGCAGCAGCAGCAGCAGCAGCAGCAGCAACUGCUGGGUUGUGGCUCCCUUUGCUGCAGCAGGGGCUGUCUCCUCCGCCGCUCCCAUUGAAUGCUGGACCCGCAGGCAGCAGCAGCAGCAACAGCAACAGCAGCUGCUGCUGCAGGGUGAAGUGUACCCGCAUCAGCUGCAGCAGUUGCAGCAGCUGCAGAUGCAGCAGCAGCAGCUGCAGAUGCAGCAGCAGCAGCUGAUGCUGCAACAGCAGCAGCUGCAGCAACAGUUGUAUCCUUCGCAUGCAAAAGUUCACAAACGGCAGCAGCAACUUCUACAGAUGCUGCAACCGCCUCGGCGCAAGAGUCUUCUUAAUUUGAAUCAGCAGCAGCAGCAGCAGCAGCAGCAGGAGGGAGGCACUGCAGCAGUAGCAGCAGCACAAGCAGCAGCGGCAGCAGCAGCAGCUGACUCCGCUGUUCGCCGUCAUGCAGUUGUGCCUCGUUUAGAUUUGUCUGCUGUCUAUCUGGCUGGAAGCCGCAUGCGUUUUGCAGCAAGCAGCAGCAGCAACGCUGCAGCAGCAGCAGCCCCACCAGCAACAUCAGCAGCAGCAACGCCAACAGCGCCAGCAGCAGCAGCAGCAGCAGCUGGCGAGGAUGCCUUAGCUGCUCAUGCUGCUACUAGUAGCACUUGCAGCUGCGGAAGCAGCCACACACGUCGAGCCCAGCAGCAGCAGCAGCAACAGAAGCAGCAGCAGAAUAAGCAGCAGCAGCAGCAGCAGCAGCAGCAGGACCACAUCGAGUGCAUACCUCACGAAUUGGGGCCUCCGUCAGAAGAUGCAGCAGACACUGCCGCAAAUCGAGGGGGCGGGGAUAUCUUAUCUGCAGCAGCAGCAGCAGCUGCAGCAGCACCAGGUGCAGCAGCAGCAGCAGAAACAGCAAGAGCAGCAGCAACAGCAGCAGAAAGCCCCUCUGCCUGCACUUGUUGGCUUCACUUUGACCACCCUCUACUCCUCGUAUGGCGGUUAUUUGAUAAUCUGCAGCAAGUGCUGCAGCAGCAGCAGCAACAGCAGCAGCAGCAGCAGGAUCGUGCUCGGCUGCAUCGCAUGCUGCAGCAGCAGCAGCAGCAGCAGCAGCAAGCAGCAGCACCGUGGCAAGUUCCGUGGGUGCCCCAGUCAGUUGUUGCUGCGCUGCUGUGUGCCUGCCCCCAGCAGCGGCGGCAGCAGCAGCAGCAGCAACUGCUGCUGCUGCAGCAGCUGCAUGAAGACGUACAUAUGUAUGCAAUGCUUGCUGCUCUUGUUGUCUCUUUGCUGCUGGGCGGGGGCCCUCAGGAGCUGAAUGAUAUAUCAGAAGCAGCAGCAGAAACCCGCAGUGCAGCAGGAGCAGCAGCAACAACAACAGCAGCAGCAACGGCAGCAGCAAGUGGAGCCUUUGCUGCUAACAAGAGCAACGCAGAGUCGGAAUGCAUGCAGCUGCUGCUCUUUGCUGCUUCGCCGCUGCUGCAGCUGCAGCCAUCGGCUAUUCAGUGUCUCUGUUGCAGCAGCAGCAGCAGCAGCAGCACCAGCAGCAGCAGCAGCAGCAGCGGGAGGACUUCAUGGUGCGGCCUUGUCAGCAGCGGCCGCAGCAGCAGCAGCACCAAGCGCAGCAACGGUCGGGCGAUAGCUGAUACCCUAAUCCCUCGUCUGCAGCAAUACUUGAGCUGCAGCAGCUGCAGCAGCAGCAGCAGCAGCAGCAGCAGCAGCAGGUUCAUCUGGCUGCUGCUGCGGCUGUGCCAGCUGCUGCUGGGUCCCCCCGGCUGUCUCCUUUUGAAGCUGCUCGUCUCUUCGUUUUCUUCUGUAGACAUUUUUCGCAAAGACGAGCCCAUUGGAAGAGGUGCUUUCGGGCAGGUGUAUAGCGGGAGCUGCCUAUACACCCCACGGCUGUUGGCAAUAAAAGAAAUUCUAACCCCACAGGAUGAACGCGCUAGCAUAGUGCUGAAUGAUUUAUACGAGGAGGUUUUUGCUCUCGAUGUAUUUCGAGGAAGUGCUGCAGCAGUUUGCGUUAUAUACGACUUCGGGUUAGCUGCAGCAGAUGGUUGUCUCUCUUACUUUAUUUUAAUGAAACAAUAUCAGCAUUCUCUUGCUGCUUGGAGACGAAACUGGGCUGCUGCUGCUGCUGCUGCUGCUGCUGCGGCAGCUGGGGCGGGUGGGACGGCCGGUGGAGCGGCGCAACUGCAGCAACAGGAAGAGCAGCAGCAGCAGCAGCAACAACAGCACCAGCAGCAGCAGCAGCAGCAGCAGCAGCAGCAGUUGUUGUUUAUGCCAGCUGUAGCAUUAGCAGAUUUCGGGGAGGCGCGGCUGCUGCGAGGACAGCAGGAGCUGCCGAGACACCCCAGAGGGACAGAAGUAAAUAAAAGCCCUGAGAUGCUGCUGCUGCAGCCCCAUCAGCAGCAGCAGCAGCAGCAGCAGCACCAUUCAGCAGCAGCAGCAGCAGGAGAGGAAAGAAGUGCAUGCCUUUGCAGCCCUCCUCUGUCUUUGUCUGGCAGAAGAGUUGCGUCUCUAUCAGCAGAAGCAGCAACAACAGCAGCAGCAGCAGCAACAGCAGCAGCAGCAGCAGCAGCAGAUGGAGGCAGCAGCAGCUUGUGUUUUGGUGCUGCAUGCGACAUCUGGUGCUUAGGGUGUUUGUUUUUUGAGUUAUUAACGGGAGAGAUGUUAUUUGCUGCUGAUGCUGCAGUGUAUAGACGGCUGCGGGGUCUAGACCCACUGCUAAGCAGCAGGAAGCAGCAGCUGCUGCUAAGCAACAGAUAUCUUAUCAGCUUCCUGCUGCUGCUGCUGCAGCUACAGCCGGAUAAAAGACCUACUGCUGCUGAAGUGCUGCCUCUCUUCAGGUGUAUGUACACCGCAGUGCUGCAGGACUUAGCAGCAAACAGAAACUUUAAUAAAGCUGCAUGUGCUACCCUCUAUAUGAAUGAUAAUAAUGCUGCUGCUGCUGCUGCUUCUCAUGCUGCUGCUGCUGCUUCCUCUCCGUCCUUUUCUUCUUCUGCUGCUUCUCCUGCUGCUGCUCCUGAAGCCAGGGGCUCCUGUUUGCUGCUGCCGCCAGACUCGCAGCAGCAGCAGCAGCAGCAGCCUAAGCUCCUGUCUCCUGCACGGCUGCACCAGCAGCAGCAACAACAGCAGCAAGAGCAACAGAAACAAGAGCAGCACCACCAGCAGCAACAAAAGCAGCACCACAAGCAGCAGCAGCAGCGACGCCGCAGCAGCACAACCCCUGCGCUGGUAGCAGCAGCAACAGCUGAAACAGCAACGGCAGCAAAACCAGCAGCAGCGGAAGCAGCAACAGUAGGAGGAGCAGCACCAGGAACAGCUGCGGCAGCUGAAGCAGCACCAUCACGAGCAGCAGCAGCAGCAACAACAACAGCAGCGGCCGCCAAGCCAGCAGCAGGAAUGGAAGCGACAGCAGCAGCAGAAGCAGUUGCAGCAACAGCAGCAGACAUAGCAGCGGCAACAGAAUCAGCAGCAGCAGCAGAAACAGCAGCAGAUGCAGAAGCAGCAGAAGAAGCAGCAGAAGCAGCAGCAGCACCAGCAGCAGCAGCGGAUGAGGAGACAGCUUCAGCCUCGGGUAUGGGCGCGGAGUGCGGGGACCCGCUGCUGGUGCUUUCAGCAGCAGCAGCAGCAGCAGCGCAACGGCAGCAGCACCACCACCAACGGCUGCAGCAGCAGCAGCAAAUAGAUGUAAGCCCGCCUGUGCAAAUCAUGAAAGAGCUGUUCUUCUGCUGCGCUGGCGGCGCUCCAGGAGCAGCAGCAGCAGCAGCAGUAGCAGCAGAAGCAGAAGCAGCAGCAGCAGCAGCAGCAGUUGAUGGGCAUUAUCUACAGGCCCCUCAUUCCUUUCGCUGCAGCAGCGGACGCUUCACUCACGUGGUAGACUUCAGGGAGCAGCAACAGCAGCAACAGCAACAGCAGCAGCAGCAGCAGCAGUUGGGGUUGAGUGCAGCAGCUGCAUAUUCCCAGUCACUACCGCAGGUGCUUGUUUACAGCGAGUUUGUUGCUGCUGCUGAAAGCAACAGCAGCAGCAGCAACAGCAGCGACAGCAGCAGCAACGAGCUGGAGGCCUUGUCUCCUGCUGCUCGCUCCUUCGCACUCUUCUUGCCGCUGCUGGGAGACCUUUUGAGGUUUGCUGUUGCUGCUGCUGCGUCUCCUCAGGUGCAUGCAAUAAGAGGUGCAGCAGCAGCAGCAAUUCUUUCUCUUGUCAUAGAGGGGUGUGGGGUAGGUUUGCUGCAGGCAUGCGGCCUCCUCAGCAGCAGCUGUCUCCUUUGUCUCUGCUCAUCUGAUCUGUUGCUGCUGCUGCAGCAGCUAGCAGCAGCAAACCGCAAAAGACGCUUGGCAGCAGCAGACACAGUAGUGCUUCAGGAGCUUCAGCAGCAACACCAGCAGCAGCAGCAGCAGCAGCAGCAGCAGCAGCAGCAACAGCAAGAACAGCAGCAGCAGCAACAGCAGCAAGCACGCCAUGCCGACCCUCCACUUCGCAUUGCCUGUCUCUGCGGCUGCUGCACCUUUUACCUCCCCUCUGAAUAUAUGAACAGCAGCAGCAGCAGCUGCUGCUGCUGCUGCAGCAACGGCAGCAGCAACAGCAACAGCAACAGCACAAACAGCAACGCCACCAGCAGCAACAACAGCAGCAGCUGCUGCACAACCAGCAGCAGCAACAACAACAAAAAUAGCAGCAGCAGCAGAAACAAUCGCAGGAGAAACCGCAACAACAACAACAGCAAAAACAGCGUCAGGAGCAACAGAAGCAGCAGCAACAGCAGCAGCAGCACCAGCACCAACUGCGCCAGCAGCAACAGCAACUUAGCUGCAACUAUUCCCUCACCUGCUUGGGGGAUGCGCGGCAGCAGCAGCAGCAGCAACAACAACGUCUGCUGCUGCAGCAACUGCAGCAAUCCCAAUAGGAGGCAGGCACAAUGGUCACAGCAGCAACAGCAGCAGCAGCAGCAGCACGCGGACUUAGCUAAUCAUGUAGACGUCUGCGCUUCCACAGCCGCAGCAGCAGCACCAACGGGAGCAGCAGCAGCAGCAGGCACAGCAGCAGCAGCAGCAGCAGAAUCUGCCGUUGCAUGGGAGGCGCGCAUCGUUGAAUGCUGCUGCCGGCCAGACAAUUCCCUCAGCAGCAGCAACAGCAGCAGCAGCAGCAGCAGCAGCAGCAACAGCAGCAACAGCAACAGCAGCAGCAGGGGGAAGAAGAAAUGCUGCUGCUGCCUGCUGCAGAGUCAGUGCUUGGGGUAUAUAUCUUUGCUGCGGAGAUCACACAAUAUUCAUCUGAAUAAACUGCAGUGGCUGCUGCUAUCUCCCCAGCGAACAACAGCAACAGCAGCAGCAGCAGCAGCAGCAGCAGCAGCAGCAGCAAGCGAAGCAGCAGCAGCACCAGCAGCACCAGCAGCACCAGCAGCAGCAAGGGUAAGAAGCGGAAGGAGAACACCAGAAGCUGUAGCGGUACCUGAGCAGCAGCAGCAGCAGCGACACCAAUCUCAGCAGCAACAACAACAGCAGCAGCAGCAACAGCAGAAGCAGCAACAGCAGCAGCAGCUGCAGCAGCUGCUUUACCGCAUUACAAAGGGCAACAGCACACUUAUGUCUUUUGGGGUGGCUUCUCAGGGCCCCUUAAAAAACUCUGAAGCUGUGCUGCUGCCGUCUGCAUGCACAGCAGCAGCAGCAGCAACAACAACAGCAGCAGCAACAGGAGAAAUGGAGAAGAGCAGCAGCAGCUGCUGCUCCAGCAGCUGCUGCAGCAGAGAUUGGCAGUUCUUCUGCUGCAAGUGCUGCGGUGUACUGACACAUGCUGUUGCUGCAGAUGCAUGCGGCAUCACCGUCGCUCUCUUCAGCAGCUUCGAACCCAUACAGCCUGCUGCUGCUGCUGAUGCUGCUGCUGCUGAUGCUGCUGCUGAUGCUGCUGCUGAUGAUGAUGGGGAGCAGGGCUUGCGUUGUUGCUCGCGUGUUUGCAUUAGCAACAGAAGCAACAGUCGCAGGCGCAGCAGCAACAGCAGCAGCAACAGCAGCAGCAGCAGCAGCAGCAGCAGCAACAGCAGCAGCAGCACAUCGGGGGGCUUUGCCGCUGAGGCGCGUGGCCUCUCUUCUUCGUAUUUGGGAGAAAUUUGCUUUUUAAAGAAUUCUACGUGUGCAGCAAAUGAAGCAUUUAAUAUAAACAGCAGCAGACUGCAGCAGCAACAGCAGCAGCAGCAGCAGCAGCAACAGCAACAGCAGCAAGAGAUUUUGCCGCUGGACCACGCCCUGCAGCAGAAGCUGCCGGGGACAUCUUUAGCUGCUAUUCUCUUUCCGAAGCAAAUGCAGCAGCAGCAGCAGCAAAUCAACAAAGACAAACAAUCCACAUAA
Eimeria acervulina is the source of this 7824-nucleotide messenger RNA. RefSeq names its product PIK3R4 kinase-related protein (incomplete catalytic triad), putative. Gene Ontology annotation, biological process: protein phosphorylation. The transcript is spliced from 4 exons. The record is from RefSeq and is a predicted model, not a curated record. The coding region runs from base 1 to 7824 and encodes 2607 amino acids. Lineage: Eukaryota; Apicomplexa; Conoidasida; Eucoccidiorida; Eimeriidae. Gene Ontology annotation, molecular function: ATP binding; protein kinase activity.